Molecule: messenger RNA, 704 nt
Organism: Durio zibethinus
Lineage: Eukaryota; Viridiplantae; Streptophyta; Magnoliopsida; Malvales; Malvaceae
Source: RefSeq, a predicted model, not a curated record
GGCAGAAGAUUGUUGAAGUUUCUAGUAAAUUCUGAACACACGGUUGCCAAACAUAUGUUACCCUAAAUUACUUCCUAUUUAAAGCUUUCCGAACCACCUCCAGUCUAUUCUAAUAACAGCCGAUGAAUGAAUGUUCAUCAUGAAACAGAGGAAACAGAGGAAACAGAGGAAAAGAGAGGAUUUAUCUCUUUCUAUUUCAGGUCGAGAUUCUACCUUUUCCUGUUUCUGAUAUGGACAUUUGGCGCAUAUCAUGCCAUGUCUAGCAACAGAGAUGAUACGAAUAAAGGAAUGCUAUCAACAAUCAACAACAAUGACAGCGGUAUGCCACCGAUCCCAAAUGGAAAUGCUGAUACAACUUUGAAUGGAAAACCAACUUUUAUCAACUACAAGGAUAUUCCACAUGCGGACCCUUCAUCGAAUAGCACACCAAACGAGAAAGCCAAUGAUCAUCAGAGUGGAUGUAACACAGAGAACCAAUGUCGUCAAGGUGACGGCGCUAAAAAGGAUGGGAAGAAGAACUAGCAAAAACAAAGUAUCUGAUCCGUGAAGAGUUUACCUCUCUGAUCAUUUUGCAAAUAUGAUUGUUAUAUACAUUUUUCAGUCGAGGCUAGUCCCAUUUGAAUUUUCUCAGUCUACUAUUUCAUUAUUGGAAUUUGGAAGUUCAGUUAUUAAUUCUUUUUAUACAUCUUUACCCCUUUUGAUCA